CCGUGCGUGCGAGCGGGGCGCUCCGGGCCGGUGCGGCGCCGCGGCAGCGAUGGCGGCCGGCGGGUACGGGCGCUACCGGGCUGCGAUCUUCGCGGCCAUGUUCGUGGGCUACACGCUCUAUUACUUCAACCGCAAAACCUUCUCGUUCGUCAUGCCCGCCGUCAUGGCCGAGGUGCCGCUGGGGAAGGACGACCUGGGUCUCAUCACCAGCAGCCAGUCGGCAGCCUACGCCAUCAGCAAGUUCAUCAGCGGCGUCCUCUCGGACCAGAUGAGCGCCCGCUGGCUCUUCUCCUCCGGCCUCCUCAUGGUGGGCUUGGUCAACGUGGUCUUCUCCUGGAGCUCCACCGUCAUGGCCUUUGCCGGGCUCUGGUUCCUCAACGGCCUGGCCCAGGGGCUGGGCUGGCCGCCCUGCGGCAAGAUCCUGCGCAAGUGGUUUGAGCCUUCCCAGUUUGGGACUUGGUGGGCAAUCCUGUCUACAAGCAUGAACUUGGCUGGAGGCUUGGGCCCCAUUCUCGCUGCUCUUGUGUCUAUGAACUACGAUUGGCGCAAGACUUUGUCCUUCUCUGGCUUCACCUGCAUGGUUGUCUCUUUUGUUUGCCUUGUCCUGAUUAAAAACGAGCCGGCAGAUGUUGGGCUGCCCAACAUUGAGCAAGGAGCCAAGAAGGGGAAGAAAGGUUCCUCCAGCGACAACAGCACCUUGACAGAGCUGCUGCUCUCCCCAUACCUCUGGGUGCUCUCAACAGGCUACCUGGUCGUUUUUGGAGUGAAAACGUGCUGUACUGAUUGGGGACAGCUCUUCCUGAUCCAGGAGAGGGGACAGUCCAUGCUUGUAGGCAGUUCCUACAUGAGUGCCUUGGAGAUUGGGGGCCUGGUGGGAAGCAUUGCUGCUGGAUACCUUUCCGAUAGAGCAGUAGCAAAAGUGGGGCUGUCCAGCUACGGGAACCCCCGGCACGGGCUGCUGCUGUCCAUGAUGGCUGGGAUGUGCGUGUCCAUGUUCCUCUUCCGCAUCACGGUCACGGGCGACUCUCCCAAGGAAAACCACUUCUGGACUGUAGCCUUGCAACCUCUAGCUGAUCUUACAGGCCUAAAAGAACAUGAGCUGUGGAUUCUGAGUCUGGGAGCGGUGUUUGGGUUCUCCUCGUACGGGCCGAUUGCCCUCUUUGGGGUCAUAGCAAAUGAAAGUGCCCCUGCCAACCUGUGUGGCACCUCCCAUGCCAUCGUGGCCCUCAUGGCCAAUGUUGGGGGUUUCCUGGCUGGACUGCCUUUCAGUACAAUUGCCAAGCACUACAGCUGGGCCACAGCGUUCUGGGUAGCUGAGGUCACCUGCAUGGCUAGCACAGUGGCUUUCUUCCUCCUGCGAAACAUCCGCACCAAGAUGGGCCGGGUUCCCAGGAAGGCUGACUGAGGAGGAGCUGCUCGGUGGAAGGAUGUUCCCACGCUGACGUGAAUGAUGCUCGUUUUUGUUUGACUGGCCUAGGAGUGAGUUUACCUAUUGCUGCAACCUAGAUAAAAAUGUCUCAACUUCUCAUCCAGUGUCAGGUGCCAGAGGGCACAAGGUUCCUGCUACUGAUCACUUUUUCCCUCAAGAUGUGAUAAUUCACCUAGUUUACAUUUGCAAUGAUUUUACUGUACCUCUUCCUCACAGCACUGUUAGUGAAGCAAGCAGGCUCUGCAGCCCAAGCUUCCCCACUAGAAGUGGUCUGAAAUGACUGUCUUCAGGUGCACUUACCUCUAGUGCUGUCGUUAUUGUCUCAGCCAUUAACCGAGAUAUCAAUCAGUUCAGCCUCGCUGCUCAGGGCCCUGAACCCAGCCGUGCUGCCCGUGUCCGUGCCAUCCAGCUGCCCGGGCUGUGCCAGGCCACCUGAGCACGAGCCCUGUGUGUGCUCAGCUGCGUGGCAGCGCGCAUCAGGGCAUGGCGAGGGCUG
Molecule: messenger RNA, 1925 nt
Organism: Melozone crissalis (California towhee)
Lineage: Eukaryota; Metazoa; Chordata; Aves; Passeriformes; Passerellidae
Gene: SLC37A4
Product: solute carrier family 37 member 4
Exons: 9
Coding region: 50-1405 (451 amino acids)
Biological process (GO): glucose-6-phosphate transport; phosphate ion transmembrane transport
Cellular component (GO): endoplasmic reticulum membrane
Molecular function (GO): glucose 6-phosphate:phosphate antiporter activity
Source: RefSeq, a predicted model, not a curated record